CACGCUGCCGAAGUGGCAAAGGCCACAGGGAAAGACAAAACCCUAGCGAGGGUGCUCGACUGGGUGGUGAGGGGGUGGCCAGAGAGGGACCUGGGGGGAGAGUUCAAACCGUACAAAAUGAGGCGGGAGGAACUCGCGGCCCACAAGGGGUGCCUGCUAUGGGGGAGCCGGGUGGUGGUUCCCCCUUCCCUUCAGAAAAGGGUCCUUGCAUCACUACAUGAAACGCACCCGGGCAUGGUGAGGAUGAAGGCCCUAGCCAGGAGCUAUGUGUGGUGGCCGGGAAUGGACGGAGAAAUAGAGGACUGGGUCCGGAGAUGCAGUGCGUGCCAGGAAUCGCGGCCGGACCCACCCAGCGCCCCGGCCACAAGGUGGGAAACCACUAGGAAACCCUGGUCCAGGCUCCACAUAGACUUCGCGGGGCCGUUCCAGGGGCAGAUAUUCCUUAUAAUCGUGGAUGCAUACACAAAAUGGUUGGAGGUCCUCCCUGUAGCAUCCACCUCCUCAGCAGCCGCCAUCCGAGCCCUGCGCCGGGUCCUAUGCACCCACGGCAUCCCAGACACCCUGGUCUCGGACAACGGGGCCGCCUUCACCUCGGGAGAGUUCCAGGCUUUCCUUCAGAGGUACCUCAUAAGGCACAUCAGGUCGGCCCCCUUUCACCCCGCCACCAACGGCCAGGCCGAGCGGAUGGUCCGCACCACCAAAGAGGCCCUGGGCAGG
Heteronotia binoei (common prickly gecko) is the source of this 717-nucleotide messenger RNA. RefSeq lists its product as uncharacterized. NCBI's taxonomy places the organism in Eukaryota, Metazoa, Chordata, Lepidosauria, Squamata, Gekkonidae. The record is from RefSeq and is a predicted model, not a curated record. Gene Ontology annotation, biological process: DNA integration. The annotation marks the transcript as partial. The transcript has a single exon. Gene Ontology annotation, molecular function: nucleic acid binding.